AUGGCGUUAUCUCGCAGCUCCAUUCAGGCAUUCGCCAACGUCGCUCUCCUGUUCGCUAUGCAAAUACUGAUCCCUGCCGGUUUGAUUGUCGCGACACCCAAAUACUCAUGGUUACGAUAUCUCGGAUUGGUGUUCAUCAGCCUCUCUGCCUAUCUGAUAUUCCAGCUGGCGCCGAGCCUCUCCAAUAGCAUCUUCCAUAAUAGCUUCUUGGCCUGCGAAGGAAUCCUCGUGGUCGCGCACUGCACAAACCUGCUGCUCAUCCUUCAGGAUGGCGGCAUAACCUGGAGCGACCUGCAACGCCACAGCGGAAAAGCGGGGACAACGCCUGGUUCCUCUCUGCGGGGCGUGGAGACGGCAUGGGAGACCAAGAAUACCCCACAACACCCCUCCUCGCUCGGCCACGGUGGCGGCAGCCGUACAAGGUUCCUAAUCCGCCAGGGGUCUAUCUUGGCCUGGCAAUACCUGUUCCUCGAUGUCAUGCUUGAGGUCACCAUGCGCGAGCCACGCGAGAAUACGGACAAAUUUUACCGCCCCGGGAUAGAGUACGAGUAUUCCGAUUUGACGGGAGAGCAAUGGUUCAUCAGGGCGUUCACGCCCUUUGUUUCCUGGUUUGUGGUCAGCCGCUUGCUUCUCGACUCGACUUGGCGCGCCCUAUCCAUCCUAUCUGUGGGAUCAGGCCUGGCCAGCCCUCGGAGCUGGCGGCCAUUGUUUGGGAGCAUGUGGGAGGCCUACACUCUGCGUAAUUUCUGGGGCAAGUUCUGGCAUCAAAUACUGCGCUGGCCUUUUACUUCCAACACAUACCUUCUGACCCGCAGGAUCCUGAAACUGCCGAUUCCCUCCCUUUUGGAUCGCUAUACCAACAACUUCCUCGUUUUCCUUUUGUCAGGCAUCCUGCAUGCUGUUUCUGCCAACAUAAUGGGUCUAUCGGCAGUGGAGUCUGGUUCCAUUCCCUACUUCUCAUCCUUUGCUCUAGGCAUAAUGCUCGAAGAUGGAGUCCAGGCCCUUUACAACAAACUUCACGCUAACAACUCAGAUAAGGAGAGGAAAACUGCUAAUUGGGAGAAGGUUAUAGGGUUCAGCUGGGUUGUAUUUUGGAUGUCCCUAACUUCUCCGUGGUACAUGUGGCCGUCGCGUCGUGUUGUCGCAGGUGGAGCACCGUGGGUCCUGCCAUUCAAUCUGACGAGGAAAAUCGGUAUGCCUAUGAUGUGGGGGUUGUUGGGAGCCUCUGGGAUCUUUGUGAAACGGGUAUUUGGAACUUCCUUGUAA
This is a messenger RNA of Bipolaris victoriae FI3, 1266 nucleotides long. RefSeq lists its product as hypothetical. Gene Ontology annotation, biological process: lipid metabolic process. Lineage: Eukaryota; Fungi; Ascomycota; Dothideomycetes; Pleosporales; Pleosporaceae. The transcript has 3 exons. The coding region runs from base 1 to 1266 and encodes 421 amino acids. The record is from RefSeq and is a predicted model, not a curated record.